UUAUCCAAUCAACGUAAGGCAAUUGGAGGCAAACAACCAAUAGAUACGACGAACUUUUUGAGCAGGCGGGAUAUCAAAGUCUUGAAGAAUAAGUCAUUGAUCAGUUUCCAACAAGGCAUAGAGUUGGUCGUGCCAACCUUUCGGUGAAUUUAAUAAGGACAAACGUGUACGUUAGUCCUCAAAAUUCAGUUUCUUUUUCACUUGAAGGUCAAAACAGGGCAGCUGCAAUGUGGAUUCAAGUGCGCACAAUGGAUGGGAAGGAAACCCACCGGGUGGACUCUCUGUCUAAACUCACCAAGGUGGACGAACUGCGUCUGAAGAUCAUGGAGCUUUUCAAGGUGGAGCCGGAGAGACAGCGGCUUUUCUAUCGUGGAAAGCAGAUGGAAGACGGUCACACCAUUUUUGACUACAACGUGGGCUUAAAUGACAUAGUGCAGCUGCUUGUCAGACAGAAGGCGCCCUCUGCUGAUGUUGUGAAAGCGAAGGACAAAGAAGCUGAGCUGUCAGACUCUGAUUCUGGCUGUGGCUCAACCCAGAGCGAGUCUGACAAGAACUCGACCCACGGCGAGGUGGAAGCCCAACCUGCUGGAACGUCUGCUCAGACAAACAGCCUGGAGCUCGUCGAUCCUGGAUUUGGCUUCUACAAAAUUAACGAACUAGUGGAUGCAAAAGACUUGAACAUGGGUGCGUGGUUUGAGGCCCAGAUUGUAAAUGUCACAAAGAGAGCGAAGACGUGUGACGGCGAGGCUGCAGACGCUGCGGCGGAGGAAGAGAUCCUUUACCACGUCAAAUAUGAAGACUACCCAGAGAACGGCGUGAUUCAGCUGCUGGCGAAAGACGUCCGCCCACGUGCCCGGACGGUGUACCAGUGGCACCAGAUCGAGCCGGGAAUGGUCGUCAUGGUCAACUACAACCCAGAUGAUCCCAAGGAACGUGGAUACUGGUAUGACGCGGAGAUCCAGAGGAAGCGGGAGACGCGAACCCUGCGGGAAAUUUACGCCAAGAUCAUCCUUGGUGAUGCUGGGGACUCUCUCAAUGAUUGCCAAAUCAAGUUCCUGACAGAGAUCUACAAAAUUGAGGAACCUGGUUGUCUGAGUGACACCCCGGCUGGAUCUGAGAGCCCUUUGAAACGAUCUAACGGACCUGAAUGCAAACACUGCAAGGAUGAUCUCAGCAAAAACUGUCGCUGGUGUAACUGCCACAUCUGUGGGAUCAAGCAGGAUCCGGACAAACAGCUGCUGUGUGACGAGUGCGACAUGGCCUACCACAUCUACUGUCUGGAUCCUCCUUUGACUUCCAUCCCUGAAGACGAGGACUGGUAUUGUCCAGGUUGCCGUAACGACACCAGUGAAGUUGUUCUGGCUGGAGAGAAGCUGAAGGAGAGCAAGAAAAAAGCCAAGAUGGCCUCAGCUAGUUCCUCUAGCCAGAGAGACUGGGGCAAGGGAAUGGCGUGUGUGGGUCGGACGAAGCAGUGCACUAUUGUCCCGUCCAAUCACUACGGCCCGAUCCCCGGAGUUCCUGUUGGUUCCCUCUGGAAGUUCAGAGUGCAGGUCAGCGAGGCCGGUGUUCAUAGACCUCAUGUGGCCGGAAUUCAUGGAAGGAGCAACGAUGGCUCCUAUUCUUUGGUUCUGGCAGGAGGCUAUGAAGAUGAUGUGGAUGAUGGAAAUGAAUUCACGUACACUGGCUCUGGAGGGCGCGACCUUUCUGGAAACAAGAGGACAGCUGAGCAAUCGUGUGAUCAGACGCUCACCCACAUGAACCGGGCUCUAGCUCUCAACUGUAACGUCCCCGUCAAUGACAAACGGGGGGCAGAGUCCAAGAACUGGAAAGAAGGCAAACCGGUCCGAGUUGUGCGGAGCUGCAAAGGCCGUAAGCACAGUAAAUACUGCCCUGAGGAGGGGAACCGUUACGAUGGCAUCUAUAAGGUGGUCAAGUACUGGCCAGACAAAGGCAAGUCUGGCUUUUUGGUGUGGCGUUACCUGCUGAAGCGUGAUGAUGAUGAGCCCGCCCCUUGGACCAGAGAUGGCAAAGAGCGUAUCAAGAAGCUUGGUCUGGUCAUGCAGUAUCCUGCUGGUUAUCAGAAGGAAAAGGAGAACAAGAAUGAAGUAGAGGAGGAACCAACACCCACCAAGACGAAGAGAAAGAGAAAAUCCCAGGGCAGCGAAUCAGCCAAGUCCUCGCCAGUCAAGUCGCCUAAAAAGAUCAAGGUGGAAGUUUACAAGCUGUCCCAAGAGCAAAAGAGUCUCAUCAAGAGCGACAAGCAGAACAAGAAGUUGUGGGAUGAAGCCAUGGAGUCGCUGUCUCUGGGACCGAAAUUCUUGAACAAAGUUGAAGAAGUUUUUCUCUGCAUUUGCUGCCAGGAAGUGGUCUUCCAGCCCGUCACCACAGAGUGCCAACACAAUGUUUGCAAGGAGUGCCUUCAAAGAUCAUUCAAGGCAGAGGUUUACACCUGCCCGGCCUGCAGACACGAUCUGGGCAAAAACUACUCCAUGACUGUCAACACAUCUCUGCAAGACGUUCUAAGUCAGUUUUUCCCCGGAUACAACAACGGGCGAUGAUCAUCGAUUCUUCAUACUCGAUCCUUAAGGAAACGCGAUGUCAAGCGUAUGGACCAUCUUCAAUAGAGGCAAUAAAGAAUCCGUUGUUCUUAAUAUAUUUUCUAUGAUUAUAAAACAACAAUAUUUGUGAUCUUAAAUGCUAACCAGAUUUGCCAUGUUUAGCUUUCACUGAUAAAUUAAAAUUUCAUUUGGGACUGUAUCAUCAUCUCUUUUAGGCCAUUUUUGUUUUGUUUUUGGUUCAAUUUACUAAAAUGAUCUCCUUUCAGCACAUUUAUUUGAAACCCCCAGCUUUAUAGAGAUGCCGUUUUGUAUAAAGUUACUGGUUUGACGUUUUGCUCAUUUUCCGUUUACCAAAAUGCAUUUUAGAAGUGUCAUGGGUCCAAAAAAAAAGCGUCCAAAAUUGCACUAUUGUGAUAAAUUUUCCAUUAAAUACCAAAUGUGCAAUUACAAA
Oryzias melastigma (Indian medaka) is the source of this 3009-nucleotide messenger RNA. RefSeq names its product ubiquitin-like with PHD and ring finger domains 1 (gene uhrf1). The transcript is spliced from 17 exons. Bases 228 to 2558 code for a protein of 776 amino acids. NCBI's taxonomy places the organism in Eukaryota, Metazoa, Chordata, Actinopteri, Beloniformes, Adrianichthyidae. Gene Ontology annotation, molecular function: protein binding; ubiquitin protein ligase activity. The record is from RefSeq and is a predicted model, not a curated record. Gene Ontology annotation, biological process: negative regulation of gene expression via chromosomal CpG island methylation.